Porites evermanni is the source of this 7082-nucleotide messenger RNA. The record is from the annotation of a GenBank genome assembly. NCBI's taxonomy places the organism in Eukaryota, Metazoa, Cnidaria, Anthozoa, Scleractinia, Poritidae.
GCGCGAUGUUUCGGCGCGAAUUUUGUAAAAGUUUGGGCGCGCUUUUCUCAUUAACGAAACCUUCAUCAACGCUUCUUUGCAACGCGCAAGGAACAAAGACGUGUAAAAUGGCUUUGGUGACAAUUCCAGGCAUGGAAGUCCAUGGCGUAAGGAAUAUUAAAGGUCAAAUUCAGGUAAUGUAAUGUUCAAGAUGGCGACUUUAGCAAUCUUAUUUGUGCAACCUGAAAUUUACACGCUUGUCCUUUGUCUUCUUAUCUUGAUUGUAGGUUAUCUUUGGUCCAAUGUUUUCCGGAAAAACGUAAGCUUCCUUCUUGCCAUUUUAUAAUGAAAUAUGUGGCUUAUUAGUUGAUAAAUCAGUGUCUUUGUGAAGGCCCAUAGCUUUGGCUAUUGUGUUACUUCAAAGUAAAGGUAAGCUUAUGUUAGGCGUUCAUCGUUUAUUCAUCUUCUUUCAUUCAGAACUGAACUGCUGAGAAGAAUUAAGCGAUACCAAGUCGCAAACCAUUCGUGUAUGGUGAUUAAAUACGAAAAAGACAACCGCUACGAAGCUGAUGGGGUAGCCACACACGACAGGUGAGAAAAGAGAACUGCUUAUAUGUAAUAGAUGGCGAAUAUCAUGCGAGACUCAUGCGGGAUUCACAAGAGAGAGAGACGUCUAUUAGGGUGAUGCUCUAAUCAAUUGCAAUUUGCUUCCUCAGUGGAUUUCUGGGUAUCAAAUGAAAAACAUAAUCCAAUUUUCUUAAUAUUCUAUAAAACCCACGUUUUCUGUGUUCAAAUAUGAGAACAAUAACUUUAUACCUUAUUAUGCAUCAGCCAAUUCCAGCUGCGCCCAGUCCCCCCCCGGGCUGAACCCCGGGCAUUGGCAUAUUUUUUUGCCUUGGAUGGCAAAUUCCCGGGGGUGGGGACUCUUGAGCUGUCAAAUCCCCAGGGGUGGGGACGACAAAAGAGGGCAAAUGCCCCGUCCUUUGUCAACACUGCAACAUUUUUCAUUGAUUGCACAGUCGAAUAAUGAGGUUUUAAUCAUUUUAAUGUGCGAUUUUUUGUUUCAAUUAACGUCUUCCUUUGUAGUAGCUCUAGGAUUCUAAUGAAGACUUCACAACGACAUGCACCAGUUUAUGGUUUAAGUACUGAUAUAAAAUUAUUGUCAUUAAAAUUAAUAGAGCGUUGUAACGUUAUAUGUUAUGAAUAGUUUUAUAAAUAUGAAAUUAUGUUCUUCAAAUAAUAUCACUAGAAAUUUGAUUCAAUAACCAAAAAACGUUGAUUCACAUCAACGCUAGCUCCGUUGGAUAGCUCCGAUUUUCGCUAUGUAUAAAUUCUUGCUUGAUAAGCAAUGAAGAAAUGCAUGCAUAAAAUCGAGAACAUGCCUUUACAACCCUCUUCAAUUUAUUCCUGUCCUUGACAGAUGAGCCAAUCUGCUUUUUUUCCAGUAAAACCUUUUGUGUAGUUGUAUUCUGAUAGGAAAGUGCAUGUCAAAAGCGCAGGAAUUGCCCCGGGGUUGGCAAAUGCCCGGUCCCUGGGCAGUGCAAAAUUUGCAAAUGCCCCGCAGUAGCCGGGGGGGGGAGGGUGGCUGGGCGCAGCUGGAAUUGACUGAUGCAUUAUUCCAUCGUUCAUAUAGGUACAGACUCAGUAAAGCCAAAGCUGGGGGCUUAUUCGGCCUGUGGUCAGAAUGAGAGAAAUUAUUUUACAGAGAAAAGAACACUGUAGGCUAAAUUACGAAAACUGAAACAAGAUACACACCUAACAUUAAGUAAGCUUACAUGCAUGCAGUCCUGUAACAGAGACAAAACUAUUGACAAAUAAACUAACAAUAAACCUAUGAGAAUCCUGCACUUUUUAAAGUUAGUAGUAGUAAGGCUGUUAUGGACAGUCAAGGGGAUAUCAUUCUAAAUAUUCGGCGCUUGAGAGCUACCAGUAAUAGCAAAUUCAUACAUGAGGGACAUUUUAUGCAAGUUAAAACAAGAAAAAGUGAGACAAUCAUGAAAAUCACGAUUAAAGUGGAAGAGCGAGGAAUGAGAAGCAGGUAGAAGGUGAUUAAAAUGUGAGAAAACAAAACAAGAAACAUGGAAUUUAUAGAGUGAUCAAUGAAGAACGAUGUGAGAACCAAGCUGAAUGUGUCCCUUUAUGCCUCCUUUACCUGACCACAUCUACUGCACAUUAGUUGCAAAAAGUGGUUAAAAAAAAUCUGGAAAAGUGCAUCAUUAAUGCCACAAAUGUGUGUCAUUUUCAUUGCAGACAAACCCUUAGAGCCUCUGCUUGCUCCGUUUUAGGCCAUAUCAAACAAAAAGCUAUGGAUUAUUCUGUUCUAGGAAUUGAUGAAGGCCAAUUUGUAAGUUAUUAAAUUGUGUUGACCAAUAUUUUAUGUCCACCAACCAUUUUAUAAUUUCAGGUCACCAAAAGGCGAUUUUGAAAAAGUUAAGUUUGGACGACUGACAUCUAAAACUGAGAUGGGUGCCCUUAAUAGUAAGCACUCACUAUUGCAAAGAUCUUGGAGAUAAGUAAGAGACUACAAACAGUCUAUCUCCAUUACUAGGACAAACAAACACUUGAAAUUUCUAGCUUUUUUUACCUCGAUUUAUUUGACCUGAGUAAAAUAUGCUUGCUGAUGCUUGAUGAGUAAAGGAUCUUACAAUCUGUGAUUACAUAAGUCAUUAAGAGUGCGCAAUCAUCAGUGCAUCAGUUCAAUAACAAUUAUGAAGAGGGUUUUUGUAUAUCCUAUGUAGAUUAUCUUUUAAAAUGUUUGUUGGGUGAAAAACUUGCUACUAUAGUACACUGCAGGUUGCUUCUCUUGUCGGGGGCACAUUACUUCAACUCACUGGGCCAGAAGCAUGGUCAAAAGGCAAAACCUAUGCUUGUUGAUUAUUUUAAGAACAAGAAGUUCAGCCCUUUUUAUAAAAACCUCUCACCAUCACUAAUGUAACCUGCUCCUGAAAUUUCUGAAUAACUGAAAUCCUGCGUGCUGAACACAGUACUUGGAGUAGUCAAAUCACAGACUUGGCCCGAGGAGCACCUUGAUUGAUAGAUUACAUAACACAAUGUUUCUACUCUUAAUUAAGUUUCCAGACAUUGUAGAGUUCUCAGAAGAAAUGGCAAGCCUUGGAAAAAUUGUUAUAGUUGCUGCAUUGGAUGGGACCUUCCAAAGACAGGUUGUAAUAACAUUAUUAGAUUGAUGGCUACACGUAUUUAGGUGUUCUGUUUACACACUGAACCACCCUGUUGUACAAAGAUUUGGACUCCUAGCUGUUCAAAAAUUGGAGCCCUAAAAUCAAGGUCAAAUUUUAAGCUGGUUUAAAAAUGGUAAAAAAUUUGACUGGUGUGGUGUGAAUACGUCCUUCACCACCUAACUGAAAGUUUUGGAUGUAUGGUAACUCAGAUGGGAGAUGCAAUUUUGGAAUUGUUAAGUUAAGCGCUUAGCCUGCAUUGCAGACUGUCUAUAAAUCCCUGAUAUGCUGAGUUGUCUAUCUGGGUAUCAAAAGACUAGUCUGGCUGCAACACAGGCUAAGUAACUUACCCUGUAAAGGGGUAAAUCCUGACAAUAUCCAAAUUUCAUCAACAAGAAAGGUCAUGUGAACUAAUAAAAUGACCCAAAAAGGAAAAAAAUACUUUAUGUUCUAUCAAAUUUCCUCAACUACAUGUAAUUCAUGGGGUUAUAUAUGGAGAUCACCAGUGAUUUUGUUACCCUGUUUCCUGUGUCCCUGACGCAUAAAAAUCCCCAAAGACACAAAAUAAUUAAUGAAAUGCAUCCUGUAGGAUGCAAAGAUCGAUUGAUCGAUUGAUCUGAACAUGUGUAUUUGCAGAAAUAUCCGGCCCGUUUGUGUAGUUUCUGUGGAAGUAAUUAUUAUGGCUGUUGUUUAACAAUGAAUAUUUCUUUUAGCCUUUGUGGUGCUUUAAAAUAGAAGGACUAUAUUUUAAUUUCAGUAUACUGUAAUACAGAGUUAAAUUUUGGAGUCUGUCUUCAGAUUAACUGUCUGGUUAUAUAUUAACGUCCCAAGCAUUUUCAAUUUCAGACUCUUUUUUUUUUAACUGGCACUCAUUGGUUCUGGACUGGGACUCAUGAUUUUUCACAAGAUGAGUCCCAGGACUUAACAUAACUAUAUUUGCAACAAAAUGACCGAGAUCACUCUGGAGAAAUUGUUUGCAGAUAUUGGGGCUUAAAUAAGGUAAAUUGAUUGGCCUCUGUAAACUGAGAUUCAAAAGCUGAUGUUUCAAGCGCUAGUCUAUCAUUGUUGUAUUAUAGUAAUAUUUGCUCCAAUGAAGACACCUCUCCGCAUUGUGAUAUCACAAGUUAUUGCUUUUCUGAUAGAGCCUUACUGAGAUUAGGUUUUAGAUGACAAAAAUGCCCUCAAAUUCUAGGCUCAUUAAAGUAGUAGUUUGUGCAAUAUUUUUAGCUUAAUGGCUGUAUUGUUUUUAAUCUUUGUAGGCAUUUGGAGGAGUAUUGAAUCUUGUUCCCUUAGCUGAAAGUGUUGUCAAACUCAAUGCAGUUUGUAUGCAUUGCUAUCAGGAUGCUGCCUUUACAAAAAGACUGGGAUCAGAAAAAAUGGUGGGAACAAUAAACUUACUGUAAAAACCUGUGUGUAUAUAUAAGAACCCCAUGGUGGUUUAAGAACCUGCAGGCAGAAAUUUGCCCUUUUAAUAACCAAAAAUAUAAGAACCUAUUAACCUGUGGGUUACAGUUAAAUUCUGAUUUAUACAUUAAACGCAAGGAGUUUUACGUUGAGAUUUCAAUUUUGUGUUCCCAGAAAAUACUUUAUUUAUUAACUUUAAUCAUUAUAUAUUUUUUCAUUAACUCUUGUUGUAAAUGCUAGGUGUCCUGUGCACUAGGCCCAGUCUGCGCCGAGGUGUUGUCAUUCGACACUAGGUGAAACCUCGGCAUACAUGUGCUUUUAUCGCUUGUUAUUUUCGCCUUUAUUUCUCGGAUAAGGAUCGUUUAACUAGACUCACAUCGAAGGAAUAGAACAUUACGGAAGCAUUACGGAUGUUUCAGCAGUUUUCAAGGUUACGUUAAAGAGACACUUGCUUGUUUGUAAGGAUUUCUUGUACGGUAUUGUAUUCGAACGGUGUGCUGAGCGUAGUUGAUCGGAUCGAAUAAAACGUGGAAUUGACAUCGAAUUGACGGCUGUUACACUUGUCUUUGAGAUAACACUACACAUAUUCUUAAUCAUUUUUUUGAUUAAUAUGGGACAUGUGAGCGCCUGGAAACUCAAGUCAACUUAUUUCUCUGGUAGUUAACAAUCUCCUUAACCCUUUAAGUCCCAAUAGUGACCAACACAGGGCUCGAAAUUAAAAAAAUCCUCAGGUCGCCUUUUGGCGACCAACUGGAGAAAUAUAGUCGCCAGAUGCAAAUUUUUAGUCGCCAGUUUGUAAAAAUGUAAAUGACGCAGCUCAUAUAGUCAGGGCUUCUGAUGUUUCGCGCCGUCGCGGAGCCGCGAAAUUCACAAAACACGCAAAAUACCCCGAAAUUCGGUAGAAAUCUUAUCAAAUAUACAUCUGUACAACAUAUUUGAAACUUUUCUUAGCUAUUGGGGCUAUUUACUUGCCGUAAACUUGUAAAUUUAUCUUGAAACUUCGUCACUGAAACGUGCAAACAACGUUCCGAAACUCCGAAACUACCAGGCGUAGAUUAUGUUGCGAAAAACUGGGCACUAGCCAUGAUGUUAAAGGCCUUGCCAUUGUUCAGUUCUGGAACGUAUUGUUGUUGAAUGAGCAAAUGAUGACCUCUGUUAGAAAAACAUUAAAAACGCUGGUCUGUCAGCGCAAAACCGAUCGAUCGCUAACGAAGUUUUCACUGAAAAUAACCACAAAAUCGGCCUUUUUUGACCGAUUGAUUUUCGGCUAAGUUUGCCCCGAAAAUUCCUGCGAAAUCGGUCAAUUUUUCCGCGAAUUUGCCCCUGAAAAUCCCGCGAAAUUUGACUUUUUUUCUGUGACCUAUCAGAAGCCCUACAUAGUAUGAUCGGAUCCAUCAGAUUUGAAAAUAUCGUGGAUAGAAGUCGGUAUAAAUUUGGAGGUAAACGGGCACUGUUUAUGAGAUUUGGCACAUUUUUUAUGAUGAAAGCAAAGCAGGAUAAGAUGAAAUGUUUGUUUUAACUUUACUCUUUUAUUUUAAAUCUAAAUCAUAGAGGAAUCUGGUCGCCACUUUGGCGACUAAACUAGAAUUUUUAGUCGCCAAGGAGAAAAUGUUAGUCGCAUUGGCGACCGUAUCAGUCGCAAUUUCGAGCCCUGCAACAACAAUUUUCUCCUAACAAUAUCCAUACACUGUCAAGAGAUAAAGUUAUGAGAAUUGAUAAAAUGAUCAUCAUAGAGAAAAUUCCAUGACCUUUUAUCAAAUUCUCUCAACUAAUUCUUAAAGGAGAUUUAUGGAGAUCAGUUUGGAGAAUUUGUCGGUGGAUAUUGGGGCUUAAAGGGUUAAUAGAAAUUAAGAACCUAAUUAACAACCUAUUUGGACUAAAUUUGCAAUAACUACCUUAAAAUGAAAGAACCAUAAGGUGCGCAGUCCAGUGACAUUUUGCACGCAUGUAGUAUUUUUUCCAGUUAUUCUACCGACCAUAAAAUUGCACUGUUGGGAAUUUAAAACAUAAAAUUUGGGAUACCCACUGUUUGUCUCACAUUUAUUUUCUAGAGUUGUCCAAAAUUUUGGCACAGGAUAGGUCGGUAGACAUGACCCUGAGCUGUAAGGAGCCUAUUUUUGUAUUACAAAUCUUGCUAUGCUUGGACCUGCCACCGUUAGCCUCAGAAUUAAUCAAACACAUGUAAUUUGUCAAGAUUUACCCUCAAAUUGUAGAUCAAAGACUUUGAAGUUUUAACUGUGUUUUUCUUUUAAUCCACAGUUAUUCGGAGAGUACAGGAGGUGUAUUAGUUGAUUCUUUUAUGUUUAAUAGUAAAUUUAUUGUGGGCCUCUCUCUUUUUUCACAAUGAACCAAUCUUAGCGGUAGUGCACUUGCUAACAAAAUUGUUCACAAUUUUCAUUUUAUUUCAGGUUGAAGUUAUAGGUGGGGCUGAUAAAUACAUGGCAGUGUGUAGAGAUUGUUACCAUUUUUCUUCUGUCCAUGAAGUGCUUUCAGGUGCUCCAGUUAAAAAUGGCUUUUAUUAGA